Messenger RNA from Sphaerodactylus townsendi, 929 nucleotides. It is a transcript of the gene ALKBH7, whose product is annotated as alkB homolog 7. Gene Ontology annotation, biological process: DNA damage response; fatty acid metabolic process. Gene Ontology annotation, cellular component: mitochondrial matrix. The transcript is spliced from 4 exons. The coding region runs from base 58 to 633 and encodes 191 amino acids. The record is from RefSeq and is a predicted model, not a curated record. NCBI's taxonomy places the organism in Eukaryota, Metazoa, Chordata, Lepidosauria, Squamata, Sphaerodactylidae.
UCCCGGCAUGCCCCGCGGUUGGCCCGGCGGAGGGACGGACGGGGGCCGCGGAGGGUCAUGCCGUCGGGGUUGUGGCGGCGGCUGCAGGCGGGCGGCGCGGCGGUGCUGCGGGGCUUCGUGGGCGAAGGCGAGGAGGCGCUGUUGGCGCGGGAGGUGGAGCCGCUCUUGCGCCGGCGCCCCUACCAGGACCAGCACUGGGACGGGGCAAUUCAUAAAUACCGUGAGACAGAAAGAUUGCACUGGAGCCAGGAGAGCCGGGAGAUCUUGCAGAGGGUGCGGGACGUGGCUUUUCCUCCCCAGGUGCCGCAAUUGGCCCAGGUCCAUGUCCUGGAUUUGGAUAAAACUGGCUACAUAAAACCCCACAUAGACAGUGUCAAGUUCUGUGGCUGCACCAUUGCCGGCCUCUCCCUUCUCUCCCCGAGCGUGAUGCGCCUGGUCAGCGAGCAGAAUCCGCGGGACUGCUUGGAUCUGCUGCUGGAGCGUCGCUCCCUUUAUAUCCUCCGGGGACCAGCUCGUUAUGAAUUCACUCAUGAGAUCCUUAAAGACGAGGAGUCCUUUUUUGAUGGCCAGAAGAUUCCCCGAGAACGAAGGAUCUCCAUCAUCUGCCGGAACCUCCCGCUGCCGCCAUCGUAGAAUCGUAGGCUAACUGCGGAGGCUGGGUGUUCAGCUGUGGAGCGUCACCUGCUUCUCUGAAUGGGACUGAAACUGUUACCUAUGAUGUUCUGCUGAGUGGAAUUCCGUUCUGUGGCUCAAGAUGUCAGGAGUGGUUACUGCUCACUCUGCACAAAUGACCAGCAAGAGCAGGGGUGUGAGGGAGGAGCCCAGCCAAGAGUUGGAAGAAAUAGUUGUGAUUGUACUUGGCCAAGUAUUGUUGGUUGAUCUCAGGAAAUAAAUCCUCCCGUCUUUUGUGGAUGUAUAUUGCAAUGGCA